GCCAAUGGAAUAAUUCACCUAAGAUCUUCACAAUGUAGUUGCUAGAUUGUAAGAACUCAGUGAUUUGGUCCUUAGUACAAGCUAAAUGUAUGUCAUCUCAUCUAGUGAGGUUGUCACAUUUCAGGCACUUGUGGUGAAGCUAAGGGAAGGCACCGGGCCAAAUGCUAAUACUGGUGUUGUCACUGGAGUUCUUGCAACUGUUGGGGAGCUUGCUAGGGUGGUGGGUUUACUUCCCUAUUUUUUGGGUUAUAUUUUGAAUCACGCAGUGUGCUAUGGUACAAGUUCUAAUUUCAUCAAGUCUGAUACUUUAAAUUAGCUUGCCUUUUAUGUGGGCGGUAUGAAAAGGAAUGAUGAAAAGGUUCUAUUUUGAUGCUAAAAUGUCGAAGCAUUGCUCUAGGAGGUUUUGCUUGUUUACUUUAAUUUGUAACAAGUAGUAAUCAUGUUGUCAUUUUGGUAUCUACCUCCUUUCAUAGAGGCUAGCAUACUUGCUUGCUGCAUUACACUUUGGGGACCACAUGAUGUGAAUUAUUGUUCUUGAAGUUUUUCAGCUUAGUUUGGAAGAAAACCUUCAAGGUACAUUGUUCAACUCUAUUGAAUAAAUUUCAGGUAGAUUGGAUUUAAUCUUCCAGUUGCUGAUCUUUUCCAUCAUUUGUGUUGUUAGGGAAAAAAGAUCAUGUUGUCCUCAGUUGGAAUCAGAGAUAUAAGAUUGCUAUCAAUGUAGCUGAGGCACUUGAUUAUCUACAUAGCCGCAGUGCUUAGUCCAUUAUCCAAAGGGAUGUGAAAUCAUCGAACAUCCUUCUAGCCGAUGAUUUUGAGCCACAGUUCUUACAUUUUUCUUUUAUGUAGCUGAAUUGAUAUGUUUGUUAUGUAGCAUCAUCAUUGUCUUUAGCCAUUCAAACCUGAGGACACUGACUAUAUCACCAUCAUUUGACUUGUAGAAUACAAAUGACCAUAUCACUUGGGACUGGGAGUGAUGAAGUGCAAGUGCAAAAUGCAUUACUCCUGCAUGUUCUGUUGGCAAAACCUGUUUCUGAUAUUACAGUUUCAGAGCAUUCUGCAGUUUAUCAGCUCAGGAGGACAUGCAUUCUGAAAGCUUUCUCUAAGUUUGGGAGUAGAGAUAAAAAAGAAGCCACCUUUGUUAUUCCUGAGCUUAGGAAGUUGUCAGCUGAUGGCAAAGCUGGCAAUCUCACCAUCUUACUUUUUCUUCAGGGGAAGCCGCAAUUACUUCCAGUGAAAGUGAUCUACUCAAAGACCAAUUCGAUCUAGCAUCUUUUCCAUGUAAUUUUUAUUUCUAUUUUCUUUCCUUUUUGUCUGAUGAACUGACUUGUUAUGUUGGUUGGUAGACUUAUACUUUAUGCAUGCAAUGCAGAGAACUACAUUGUUAUCAUUGUUCAUAGGCUUCUUUUCCAUGUACCAUAUUCGUUAGACGCAGAACUAAUCUGGAAUGUUGGUUGGUUAUAAUAUGUCAUAUGGGGGAUGCAAAGAACCACAUGUUUUACCUGCAUUUUACAUUGUUGUCAUGGUUCAUGCUCUGGAGUGAUUAGAAAAAAAAUAAUCUAAAAAGUUGGCAAAAA
This is a messenger RNA of Magnolia sinica, 1574 nucleotides long. Its product is annotated as polycomb group protein EMF2B-like. NCBI's taxonomy places the organism in Eukaryota, Viridiplantae, Streptophyta, Magnoliopsida, Magnoliales, Magnoliaceae. The transcript is spliced from 2 exons. The record is from RefSeq and is a predicted model, not a curated record. The coding region runs from base 946 to 1266 and encodes 106 amino acids.